Messenger RNA from Dibothriocephalus latus, 282 nucleotides. NCBI's taxonomy places the organism in Eukaryota, Metazoa, Platyhelminthes, Cestoda, Diphyllobothriidea, Diphyllobothriidae. The record is from the annotation of a GenBank genome assembly.
AUGAAGAUAAUGGAGGCAUGGCAAGCCAGGGUCAUGGCUCUCGUCGCAGAGAUGCACAGUUGCAGCUGGAAGCCGACAGACGUUGAGGACAUAACGAAGUGGCUGCAGGACACGCUGGAAGACAGACUCACGAAAGCAACAACAGAAGCAAUAGCAGCAGUUAAAGCAGAGCAAGCAGCUGCAACAAUAGCCACAAAAGCAGAAGAAUCGGCAGCAGAAGAAGCAGCCACAGGAGCAUUAGAGGCAGAAGAAGCCGUGACCGAGACAACCGAGUUCCAGUGA